AUGGCUUCCAAGAAUUGGAAAGCGAAGGCCUCUCUUUCCCCAAACGUGUUCUUUGAUGAUGUGGUUCCCCAAAUUUAUGUUGACACUUUGUGUCCGCUGUGGUGUACGACCACGACUGUUUUGGUUUAUUUCCUGAUACUUCGUUUAAAACCUUUAUGGGUUUCUGGGAUUUCGAUCGGAGCCAAUGAAUUGAAUGAACGACAGGAGUUGAAUAACACAACUCUUAGCACGGGCCAAAGAAUCCAGCUGAGACCUUAUCAUAUACAGGGUUCUGUGUUUCUUUAUGCCUGA
Molecule: messenger RNA, 291 nt
Organism: Eruca vesicaria subsp. sativa (arugula)
Lineage: Eukaryota; Viridiplantae; Streptophyta; Magnoliopsida; Brassicales; Brassicaceae
Source: the annotation of a GenBank genome assembly